AUGCCAGAAUCGUCCCCAGCACAGCCAGAAGCAUCGACGCCAGGAUCAUCGCCCCCAGCACAGCCGGGAGCAUCUACGCCAGGAUCAUCGCCAGCGCCGUCGCCACAAUCGACGCCAGCACAGCCGGGAGCACCCACGCCAGCAUCGUCCCCAGCACAGCCAGGAGCGCCGACGCCAGACUCGCCCUCAGCACAGCCAGGAGCUUCGACGCCAGGAUCAUCGCCAACGCCAUCGACACCAUCGACGCCAGUGCAGCCUGGAGUACCGACGCCAGCAUCGUCACCUGCACAGCCAGGAGCACCGACGCCAGAAUCGCCCCCAGCACCGCCAGAAGUAUCGACGCCAGGAUCAUCGCCCCCAGCACAGCCAGGAGCAUCGACGCCAGGAUCAUCGCCAGCGCCGUCGCCACAAUCGACGCCAGCACAGCCGGGAGCACCCACGCCAGCAUCGUCCCCAGUGCAGCCAGGAGCGCCGACGCCAGACUCGCCCUCAGCACAGCCAGGAGCUUCGACGCCAGGAUCAUCGCCAACGCCAUCGACACCAUCGACGCCAGUGCAGCCUGGAGUACCGACGCCAGCAUCGUCACCUGCACAGCCAGGAGCACCGACGCCAGAAUCGCCCCCAGUGCAGCCAGAAGUAUCGACGCCAGGAUCAUCGCCCCCAGCACAGCCGGGAGCAUCGACGCCAGGAUCAUCGCCAGCGCCGUCGACACCAUCGACGCCAGCGCAGCCUGGAGUACCGACGCCAGCAUCGUCCCCAGCACAGCCGGGGGCAGCAACGCCAGAAUCGUCGCCAGCGCCGUCGACACAAUCGACGCCAGCACAGCCUGGAGUUCCGACGCCAUCAUCGUCCCCAGUGCAGCCGGGAGCACCGACGCCAGAGUGGCCCUCAGGACAGCCAGGAGCAGCGACGCCAGAAUCGUCGCCAGCGCAGUCAGAAGCAUCGACGCCAGCACAGCCGGGAGCACCCGCGCCAGCAUCGUCCCCGUCGCCUGCACAGUCGGGAGCACCCACGCCAGCAUCCUCGUCAACGCCGAUUCCAGAGUCAUCGCCAGCACUGACGCCAGCGCCGACGUGGGCGACUGGGUCCAGGCAGAAGGUCCUCUGCUUGCAUGGUGGUGGUGCCAACGGGGCGUCUUUCCAGGCAGCAAUAUCUUCGCUCGAGAGCGCCUGGAGCUCGAAUUUCGAAUUGAUCUUUGCGGACGCGCCUUAUGCUGGUGGGGUUUGGAUUCCAGAUCCACCUGGAGGGAAGGACGAGCCUACCACAGACCCCAACUGGGCAUCAGCGUCAAUUGAGUACCUGGACGGGCUUGUACGAGACCAUGGGCCAUUCUAUGGCAUCCUAGGAUACUCACAAGGUGCGGCCUUCGUACCUGUCUACCUUUCCCACGCUGCUGCGGGCACCUUUCAGGUGGCAAUGUUGUUCAGCGGGUAUCUUCCAGUCAACCAUCUUGGCAUUCUGGCCACGAUAAGAUCAAGCAGCCCAUUCAGCAACAUCGACGCCCUGGUGUUCAUGGGCGAGAACGAUUGGAUCAUAAGCAACGAGCAGACGCUGGAGCAGGCUGCUUUAUUCAGUUCGCCCGUUGUGAUCACAAGCAGCAGUGCUGGUCAUAACAUGCCGGUUCCAUCUGAUCCCACGUUCGAGGAUGUCGUCAAUUUUCGACCACACGGUCACAGCACAGUACUGACGCCAGCACCGACGCCAGCGACGACGAUGGCGUCUGAGUCUCGGCAGAAGAUCCUUUGCCUUCAUGGUGGCGGUGCCAAUGGGGCGUCUUUCAAGGCAGCAAUGUCUUCGCUCGAGAGCGCCUGGAGCUCGAAUUUCGAAUUGAUCUUUGCGGACGCGCCUUAUGCUGGUGGGGUUUGGAUUCCAGAUCCACCUGGAGGGAAGGACGAGCCUACCACAGACCCCAACUGGGCAUCAGCGUCAAUUGAGUACCUGGACGGGCUUGUACGAGAUCAUGGGCCAUUCUAUGGCAUCCUAGGCUACUCACAGGGUUCUGCCUUCGUACCUGUCUACCUUUCCCAUGCUGCUGCGGGUACCUUUCAGGUGGCAAUGUUGUUCAGUGGGUAUCUUCCAGUCAACCAUCUUGGCAUUCUGGCCACGAUAAGAUCAAGCAGCCCAUUCAGUAACAUCGACGCCCUGGUGUUCAUGGGUGCGAACGACCAGAUCAUAAGCAACGAACAGACGCUGGAGCAGGCGGCUUUGUUCAGUUCGCCCGUUGUGAUCACAAGCAGCAGUGCUGGUCAUAACAUGCCGGUUCCUUCUGAUCACGCGUUCGUGGAUGUCGUCAAUUUUCGACCACACGGUCACAGCACAGUGCUGACGCCAGCACCGACGCCAGCGACGACGAUGGCGUCUGAGUCUCGGCAGAAAAUCCUUUGCCUUCAUGGUGGCGGUGCCAAUGGGGCGUCUUUCAAGGCAGCAAUGUCUUCGCUCGAGAGCGCCUGGAGCUCGAAUUUCGAAUUCAUCUUUGCGGACGCGCCUUAUGCUGGUGGGGUUUGGAUUCCAGAUCCACCUGGAGGGAAGGGCCAUCCUACCACAGACCCCAACUGGGCAUCAGCGUCAAUUGAGUACCUGGACGGGCUUGUACGAGAUCAUGGGCCAUUCUAUGGCAUCCUAGGCUACUCACAGGGUUCUGCCUUCGUACCUGUCUACCUUUCCCAUGCUGCUGCGGGUACCUUUCAGGUGGCAAUGUUGUUCAGUGGGUAUCUUCCAGUCAACCAUCUUGGCAUUCUGGCCACGAUAAGAUCAAGCAGCCCAUUCAGUAACAUCGACGCCCUGGUGUUCAUGGGCGAGAACGAUCAGAUCAUAAGCAACGAGCAGACGCUGGAGCAGGCUGCUUUGUUCAGUUCGCCCGUUGUGAUCAGAAGCAGCAGUGCUGCUCAUAACAUGCCAGAUCCUUCCGAUCCCACGUUCGAGGAUGUCGUUCAGUUUCGGCAGCAUGCUCUCAGGUGA
This is a messenger RNA of Prorocentrum cordatum, 2958 nucleotides long. The record is from the annotation of a GenBank genome assembly. NCBI's taxonomy places the organism in Eukaryota, Dinophyceae, Prorocentrales, Prorocentraceae.